ACGUGCGCUGGGCCCAGGAGAAUCGAGGUUCGGCGCGGGCGGGGACGAGAAACAAUCUCGGGCACGCGGGGACGGCGGCCGGCGCGGGCGGGCGCGGCCUUUGUCUCCACCUCCAGCGCGUUCAGCUGCUGCACCGGCCCCAUGAGCCCGCGGGCCCCCGGCGCCUGGGCCACCCGCAGCACCUGACCUGCCCUGCCCUCGCCAUGGCCGAAUCCGCCUCCGGCGCCGGGGGCACGUCCCUGGAGGGCGAACGUGGUAAGAGGCCUCCGCCGGAGGGCGAGCCUGCAGCCCCGGCGUCUGGAGUUCUGGAUAAGCUUUUUGGGAAGCGGCUCCUGCAGGUGGGUCGGUACCUGGUGUCCCACAAGGCAUGGAUGAAGACAGUGCCUACAGAGAACUGCGAUGUGUUGAUGACCUUCCCAGACACGACCGAUGACCACACGCUGCUGUGGCUGCUGAACCACAUCCGUGUGGGCAUCCCCGAGCUCAUCGUGCAAGUCCGCCACCACCGCCACACGCGUGCCUAUGCCUUCUUCGUCACCGCCACAUAUGAGAGCCUACUCAGAGGGGCCGACGAGCUGGGUCUGCGCAAAGCAGUGAAGGCUGAGUUUGGCGGGGGCACCCGCGGCUUCUCCUGCGAGGAGGACUUCAUCUACGAGAAUGUGGAGAGUGAGCUGCGCUUCUUCACCUCCCAGGAGCGCCAGAGCAUCAUCCGCUUCUGGCUGCAGAACCUACGUGCCAAGCAGGGCGAGGCACUGCACAAUGUGCGCUUUCUGGAGGACCAGCCAAUCAUCCCUGAACUGGCAGCCCGCGGGAUCAUCCAGCAGGUGUUCCCAGUCCAUGAGCAGCGCAUCCUGAACCGCCUCAUGAAGUCAUGGGUACAGGCUGUGUGUGAAAACCAGCCUCUAGAUGAGAUCUGCGACUACUUUGGCGUGAAGAUUGCCAUGUACUUCGCCUGGCUGGGUUUCUACACAUCGGCGAUGGUGUACCCGGCCGUCUUUGGCUCUGUCCUGUACACUUUCACGGAGGCUGACCAGACAAGCCGGGAUGUAUCCUGCGUGGUCUUUGCCCUCUUCAAUGUGGUGUGGUCAACACUGUUCUUGGAGGAGUGGAAACGGAGGGGGGCGGAGCUGGCCUACAAGUGGGGGACGCUGGACUCACCUGGGGAAGCCGUGGAGGAGCCACGACCCCAGUUCAGGGGCGUGCGACGCAUCAGCCCCGUGACUCGGGCCGAGGAGUUCUACUACCCGCCCUGGAAGCGGCUGCUCUUCCAGCUGCUUGUGAGUCUCCCCUUGUGCCUCACCUGCCUGGCCUGCGUGUUCCUGCUCAUGCUCGGCUGCUUCCAGCUACAGGAGCUAGUGUUGAGCGUGAAGGGGCUGCCACGUCUUGCCCGCUUCCUGCCCAAAGUCAUGCUGGCCCUGCUGGUCAGCGCAAGUGCCGAGGGCUACAAGAAGCUGGCUAUCUGGCUCAACGACAUGGAGAACUAUCGGCUGGAGAGUGCCUAUGAGAAGCACCUCAUCAUCAAGGUCGUCCUGUUCCAAUUCGUCAACUCAUACCUGAGCCUCUUCUACAUUGGCUUCUACCUCAAGGACAUGGAGCGCCUGAAAGAGAUGCUGGCCACUCUGCUGAUCACCCGCCAAUUCCUCCAGAAUGUUCGCGAGGUCCUGCAGCCACAUCUGUACCGGCGGCUGGGCCGUGGCGAGCUUGGCCUGCGGGCCGCCUGGGAGCUGGCCCGUGCCCUGCUGGGCCUGCUGAGCCUCCGGCGCCCUGCACCCCGCCGCCUCGAAACCCAGGCUGAAGAGGGUGGUGGUGGCGGCAGCAGCGGGGGAGGUCGCAGGUGUCUCAGCGGGGGCUGUGGGGCGCCUGAGGAGGAGGAGGAGGCCACAGUGGAGCGGCGGCCAGCGGGAGAAGGUGGGGAGGUGGGGGAUGGGCCCCUGGGGGGCAAGGAGGAGGAGGAAGAUGAGGAGGAGGAGGAGGAUGAAGAGGAGGAGGACGAAGAGGAAGGCGAGGAGGGCAGCCUUCUGGACUGUGGGCUCCGGCUAAAAAAAGUCAGCUUUGCUGAGCGGGGGGCUGGGCGGCGGCGGCCUGGCCCAAGCCCAGAGGCCCUCCUGGAGGAGGGGAGCCCCACCAUGGUGGAGAAGGGGCUGGAACCUGGUGUGUUCACGCUGGCUGAGGAGGAUGACGAGGCUGAGGGGGUUCCGAGCAGCCCUGAGCGUGAGCCCCCGACUGUCCUGCUCCGCCGGGCCGGAGGUGAGGGCCGGGACCAGGGGCCUGAUGGGGGCCCGGACCCAGAGCAGGGCUCGGGUGACUCAGCCCGGAGGCAGCGGCGGCAGAACCGGUCAUCUUGGAUCGACCCACCUGAGGAAGAACACUCGCCCCAGCUCACCCAGGCCGAGCUCGAGAGCUGUAUGAAGAAAUACGAGGACACGUUCCAGGACUACCAGGAGAUGUUCGUGCAGUUCGGCUACGUCGUGCUCUUCUCGUCUGCCUUCCCCCUGGCUGCCCUCUGUGCCCUGGUCAACAACCUCAUCGAGAUCCGCAGCGACGCCCUCAAGCUGUGCACGGGGCUGCAGCGGCCCUUUGGGCAGCGGGUGGAGAGCAUUGGCCAGUGGCAGAAGGUGAUGGAAGUCAUGGGUGUCCUGGCAAUCGUGGUCAACUGCUACCUAAUUGGCCAGUGUGGGCAGCUGCAGCGCCUCUUCCCCUGGCUCAGCCCCGAGGCGGCCAUCGUGUCCGUGGUGGUGCUCGAGCACUUCGCUCUGCUCCUCAAGUACCUCAUCCACGUGGCCAUCCCCGACAUCCCAGGCUGGGUGGCCGAGGAGAUGGCCAAGCUGGAGUACCAGCGUCGAGAAGCCUUCAAGAGACACGAGCGCCAAGCCCAGCACCGCUACCAGCAGCAGCAGCGGCGGAGGCGGGAGGAGGAGGAGCGCCAGCGCCAUGCGGAGCAUCACGCCCGGAAGGAGCGAGACGCCAGUGGCCGGGAGGAGGCUCGGGCUGAGGGCUCUGGGCUGGACCCUACCGCCCCUGAGAAGGCCUCAGCCAAGGCCAAGGGCAGUGGGGCAGGUGGCCAUGGGCCAGAGCGGCCCAAGCGCCCAGGGUCCCUGCUGGCACCUAACAACGUCAUGAAGCUAAAGCAGAUCAUCCCGCUGCAGGGCAAGUUCCUGUCCUCCGGGGCCACGUCCUCGUUGGCUGGCACGGGGACCAGCCUUACCACCCGGCCACCCCCUGCCCAGUCGCCCACAGGCAGUGAUACCCGCCUGCCAGCCUUCCUCAGCUUCAAAUUCCUCAAGUCACCCGAGACCCGGCGGGACCCCGAACGUAGCCACUCGCCACCCAAGGCCUUCCAUGCCGGCAAGCUCUUCCCCUUCGGUGGUGCCCGAGCUGAGGCCGGGUCCAACGGGGCGGGCGGGCAGGCCCGGCAGGACGGGACUCCCAGCAGUGGCGGUGGCCGGGCCCAGCGGAGUGGGCUGGUGGACGAGGCCUCAGCUGAGGAGCCGGACACACCCCGGCCCGAAGAGGAAGGCUCAGGGACAGCGCUGGCCCCCGUGGGCGCCCCCGCCCUCCGCACCCGCCUCAGCCGGAGCCCUGCGCCGCCGCCGCCGCCAACACCGCUGCCCCGGCCCCCGACACCACCCACCGGCUGCUGGCAGUGGGACGGGCCGUGGGGCUGCGGGGGCGAGGGCGCCGCCCCCCGCCAGGCCCCUGCCGCCGCCGCUGCCGCCGCCGAGUGCCCGCCCUGCGCCCUUGCCGGGCCCCCGCCCGCCCCCCAGCCCCUGCCGGGGGACGCCAGCUUCUACAGCCUCCCGCCGCCGCCGCUGCCUCCCACCUCGGAGCCCCCGGCGCCCUCGCCCAGCCCCAGCCCCAGCCCCAGCCCCAGUCCCCAGACGGUGUGCUGGCCCAGCGGCUGGCAUUAGCUCCGCCCGCCCUGCCUUCCUGUUUUCAUAUGCAAUAUCAAUCCUGGACGGGGUGGGGGUUGCGGCCGCCACCCAGAAAUCGCCUGGGUCGGGCCAGUGUACCCCAGUGUUGGCUGCCCCUUCCUGGGGCAGGGCCAGGGGACUGGAGCCCCUCUAUCUGCCGUUUUCCUUUCGACCAGGAUGGGGGAAAGCGAAAGGAAACCCCAAAAAACCAACAGAAAACACACACAGAAUAGGUGAUUAUUUAUUUGUUUUUAAUUUAUUUUGUCAUAUUUUUGUAAAACGGCAGAGAUGCAAUAAAAAGUAUAUUUCAACAGUG
Phacochoerus africanus (Common warthog) is the source of this 4227-nucleotide messenger RNA. RefSeq names its product anoctamin 8 (gene ANO8). The record is from RefSeq and is a predicted model, not a curated record. Bases 204 to 3908 code for a protein of 1234 amino acids. Gene Ontology annotation, biological process: chloride transmembrane transport. Gene Ontology annotation, cellular component: plasma membrane. The transcript has 18 exons. Gene Ontology annotation, molecular function: chloride channel activity. Lineage: Eukaryota; Metazoa; Chordata; Mammalia; Artiodactyla; Suidae.